AUGACGACCCUUCAAACCGUUCCGACUUCGUUUGUCUCCGUCAAUGGACUGAAAAUCGCUUACCGGCGCUUCGGGGCAAGCAGUCCCUUGCCUUUGGUCUAUGUCAACCAUCUUCGUGGUAGCAUGGAUACGCUCGAUCCGCUUCUGUUUAACAGCAUCGCCAAAAGCCGCGAAGUGAUUGUCUACGACAGUGCUGGUAUUGGACACAGCGAAGGAACCGUGCCAGACUCCAUUCCCGAGAUGGCUGCGAUCGUUGUCAACCUUCUUGCUGCGCUUGAAAUUCCAAAGGCCGAUUUCAUUGGCUUCUCCAUGGGCGGCGGUAUCGUGCAGCAUAUUGGAUUUGAAUACUCUCAAAUUGUCAACAAAUUGGUCCUGGCGGGCACUCAACCGGGAAUCGGCGAAGGUGUGGCUUUGCCCCCGCGGGAGGUUUUGGAAAGCGCUGGAGCAAACAACGACCAGCCACCAACGGAAGAUGACAUGAUGAACCUUUUCUUCUAUCCCUCCGAGACCAGCCUCGCCCUCGGCCAUGCCUGGUGGAAGCGGAUCCACGAGCGCAAUGUUGAAGGUGAACCCCGGAAGGCGUAUCUUACCGGGACCGGGGCACAGGCGCAGCUCGCUGCGAUUUUCAAAUUCACCACCGAUACUCGCAAUUUUGAACGUUUGGCAGACAUCAAGGCCCCGGUUCUUGUGACGAACGGCCAUACGGACAUUAUGUCGCCCACUUCAAACAGUUUCGUGCUGCAGCAAAAGAUCGCCAAUGCCCACCUGCAUCUUUAUCCCGACGCAGGGCACGGACAUCUCUUCCAGGUGCCGGAGCUUUACGCAAAGGAGCUUGAGCUGUUCUUGAACAACUGA
This is a messenger RNA of Aspergillus udagawae, 855 nucleotides long. RefSeq names its product alpha/beta fold hydrolase. The transcript has a single exon. The coding region runs from base 1 to 855 and encodes 284 amino acids. Lineage: Eukaryota; Fungi; Ascomycota; Eurotiomycetes; Eurotiales; Aspergillaceae. The record is from RefSeq and is a predicted model, not a curated record.